This is a messenger RNA of Sesamum indicum (sesame), 1869 nucleotides long. RefSeq names its product HXXXD-type acyl-transferase family protein. The record is from RefSeq and is a predicted model, not a curated record. Lineage: Eukaryota; Viridiplantae; Streptophyta; Magnoliopsida; Lamiales; Pedaliaceae.
CGGAGGAGUGCAUGAACCAAACAACCAACCAACCAACCCCGGCCCCUCACUCUCACUCUACACUUAUAUAUAUACAUUGACAUAUUACCCCUUCCUCUCUGCAAUUUCUCGACAUCUCAAAUUGUAAAACCAAUCAGAGAAGCAAGAAAGAAGAUGCCUUCUUCCUCUCUCGUUAUUGUCUCUAAAUGCACUAUAUACCCCGAACACAAGUCUGCCGUUAAAUCCCUCAAGCUCUCCGUCUCUGAUCUUCCCAUGCUCUCCUGUCAAUACAUACAAAAGGGCGUUCUUCUCCCCCUACCACCGCUCUCCUCCCCCGACCUCAUCUCCCUCCUCAAGCUCUCCCUCUCCAGAACCCUCUCUCACUUCCCCCCACUCUCCGGUAGGCUACAUACCGACUCCGACGGCCACGUCCACAUCAUUUGCAACGACUUGGGUGUUGAUUUCUUUCAUGCCAAGGCGCCGCACCUCUCCACUUCCGCCCUGCUUCCUCCAUCUGAUCGCGACAUCCCACCCGUUUACCGCAAGUUCUUCCAGUUUGAUAGCACGCUCAGCUACGCCGGCCAUGAUAAGCCUCUUGCAGCGGUGCAGGUCACUGAGCUUAACGACGCCGUCUUCGUCGGGUGUACCGUGAAUCACGCGGUAGUUGAUGGAACUUCGUUUUGGAAUUUCUUUAAUACAUUUGCCGAAAUGGCGCGAGGCGCCAAGAAGAUCUCCAAGUCGCCGGAUUUUUGCCGCGAAACCGUUUUUAAUUCGUCAGCGGUGCUGGCGUUGCCGGCAGGAGGGCCGUCGGUGACAUUCUCCGGAGACGAGCCUGUGCGCGAAAAAAUCUUUCAUUUCAGCCGAGAAGCGAUUAUGAAGCUGAAAUUUAGGGCUAAUAAUCCUACAGGGAAGGUGGAGCCCGAAUUUUCGGACCCGGAAAUCUUGGGGAAGCAGAGCAACGACACUUGGGCAGUUAACUCUAAAAGUAACGGAAAGAUAACGACCGUUUUGUUGAAGAAAAAUCCUGCGGCUGAGAUUUCAUCGUUUCAGUCGCUUUGCGCUCACCUGUGGAGAUCAGUGACACGUGCUAGGAACCUAAACGCGAAGAAGACGACGACGUUCAGGAUGGCUGUGAACUGCAGACACCGGCUGGCCGAGCCGCGGCUGCAGCCCCUCUACUUCGGUAACGCAAUUCAAAGCAUUCCAACAACCGCUGCAGUUGGAGAGCUGUUAUCUAAGGACUUGGGCUGGGCCGCCGAUCAGCUACACCGGAAUGUAGUGGCGCACGACAAUGCUACGGUGCUGCGCUGUGUCAAGGAGUGGGAGAGCAAUCCAAGAUUGUUCCCCCUUGGAAACUUUGAUGGGGCGAUGAUCACCAUGGGAAGCUCCCCUAGGUUCCCAAUGUACGACAAUGAUUUCGGGUGGGGCCGUCCGUUGGCCGUGAGAAGUGGUAUGGCUAACAAAUUCGACGGUAAGAUCUCGGCGUUUCCGGGCCCGGAGGGAAAUGGAAGCGUCGAUCUGGAAGUGGUGCUGGCACCUGAAACUAUGGCGGGACUAGAGAAUGAUACGGAGUUCAUGCAAUAUGUUUCUUGAAUGAUAUAUGAUGGCUAAUUAAUGCUUCAAGAAUUAGCCUUCAACACUUGAAAAUGCAAGAAAAAUGGUAGGAUGGAUGCAUGAGAAUGUGAUGAGUCCCGAAAACUGGCCUAAUUAAUGGUACCUACCAUAUAUUCCUCAAAUUAUUAUGGUCUGAAGCAUUAGAAUCCGUAAUUUGCAUCGGAAUAGAGACUGCGGUGUUGAAAAAUGAAGUUGAUGGGAUGUGAUUUGAUGUGGAGAAGUCUAUGUUUUUACCAGAUUUAAUAAUAUCUUACUAUGUGUUUGUCCUUAUUAUCA